This is a messenger RNA of Nannospalax galili (Upper Galilee mountains blind mole rat), 2598 nucleotides long. RefSeq names its product acyl-CoA synthetase short chain family member 3 (gene Acss3). NCBI's taxonomy places the organism in Eukaryota, Metazoa, Chordata, Mammalia, Rodentia, Spalacidae. The record is from RefSeq and is a predicted model, not a curated record. The transcript has 14 exons. Bases 100 to 1965 code for a protein of 621 amino acids.
UCCCAAAGGGCACUGACAGUCGCUGCACUCCAGUUGAGAGGGAUUGGGGGCACUGAGACCGGAGGCAGCUGAGCCUAGGACUGGAGGCAGAGCCAGAGGAUGAAGCCAUCCUGGCUACAAUGUCGCAAAGUCACCGGCGCUGGGUCACUUGGGGCUCCCAUACCCGGAUCCCCUUCAGCGAGAGCAGCUGGUGCAAUCCGAAGGGCUUUGGUGGCCCCAGGUGCUCGGGGCGUAGGGGGCCUGGGCUGCAGGGCGCUGACCACCGGCGGCAGUGGCGAGUACAAGACCCACUUCGCGGCCUCUGUAACUGACCCAGAGAACUUCUGGGGUAAAGCUGCUGAGCAGAUCAGCUGGUACAAGCCCUGGACCAAAACACUAGAGAACAGAUACCCGCCUUCUACUAGUUGGUUUGUGGAAGGGAUGCUUAACAUUUGCUACAAUGCUCUUGAUCGUCAUAUUGAAAAUGGCCAAGGAGAUAAGAUUGCUAUCAUCUAUGACAGCCCUGUUACAAAUACUAAAGCAACAAUUACCUAUAAUGAAGUUCUGGGUCAGGUCUCUAAGCUGGCUGGUGUUUUGGUCAAGCAGGGCAUCAAAAAAGGUGACACUGUGGUCAUCUACAUGCCCAUGAUCCCACAAGCAAUUUAUGCCAUGCUGGCAUGUGCAAGGAUAGGGGCCAUCCACAGCCUCAUAUUUGGGGGAUUUGCAUCUAAAGAACUAAGUACCCGCAUUGACCAUGCAAAGCCCAAGGUUGUUGUUACAGCAUCAUUUGGCAUUGAACCUGGAAGGAAGGUAGAAUACAUACCCCUGCUGGAAGAAGCACUAAGACUAGGACAACACAGGCCAGACAAAGUUCUCAUUUACAGUCGUCCUAACAUGGAGAAAAUUUCUUUGGUGCCAGGUCGGGAUCUUGAUUGGGAAGAAGAAAUGGCAAAAGCCCAAUCACAUGACUGUGUUCCAGUGCUUUCAGACCAUCCUCUGUAUAUCCUCUACACAUCUGGAACAACUGGGCUUCCUAAGGGUGUAGUUAGGCCAACUGGGGGAUAUGCUGUAAUGCUGAACUGGACAAUGUCUUCUAUAUAUGGACUCAAACCUGGAGAGGUAUGGUGGGCAGCUUCUGACUUAGGCUGGGUUGUUGGACAUUCCUACAUCUGUUAUGGACCUCUUCUACAUGGGAACACAACAGUUCUUUAUGAGGGAAAGCCUGUGGGAACACCAGAUGCUGGCGCUUAUUUCCGUGUACUAGCCGAGCAUGGAGUGUCUGCCUUGUUUACAGCACCGACUGCAAUUAGAGCAAUCCGUCAACAGGACCCUGGGGCAGCCUUGGGGAAGCAAUACUCUCUGACAAGGUUCAAGACCCUGUUUGUUGCUGGAGAAAGAUGUGAUGUGGAUACCCUAGAAUGGUCCAAAAAUGUCUUCAGAGUCCCUGUCCUAGACCAUUGGUGGCAAACUGAGACUGGAUCUCCAAUAACAGCAUCAUGUGUUGGAUUGGGUAACUCCAAAACACCUCCACCAGGGCAAGCAGGAAAGUGUGUCCCAGGAUACGAUGUUAUGAUUUUGGAUGACAACAUGCAAAAAUUGAAGGCCCGAUGUUUGGGAAAUAUUGUGGUAAAGUUGCCAUUACCUCCUGGGGCUUUUUCCGGACUCUGGAAGAAUCAGGAAGCAUUCAAGCAUUUAUACUUUGAGAAAUUUCCUGGAUAUUAUGAUACGAUGGAUGCUGGUUACAUGGACGAAGAAGGCUAUGUAUAUAUUAUGUCUCGAGUUGAUGAUGUAAUAAAUGUUGCAGGCCACAGGAUUUCUGCAGGUGCUAUUGAAGAGCAUCCCUGGGGAGCAGUCAAGGAUCCUUGUGACUUCUGGUACUUCCUGGUGCAGCAGGGCAAGUCAGCAGAAAUCCACCCAGGUUCUUCAUGGAUUCUCAUGGGGAAGGCAAGUAACAAUUAUUCCUUCUGGGCCUUUAGUGUAGGGUGAUGAGACUCCAGGUCUCCGUCUCACAGGAUGAAGCAUUUGCUCUUGAGGAAGGAAGGGGCUCAGAUGCCUUAUUUGUAUUCCCUUAGUGUGAAGGGUGGAGAGGCUGCAGGAAAGGCCAGGUCCUGAUUCUUUCCUGGUACACAUCUAGAGCAGGAAGAUAAAGUUUAUUCCGAGACUCCUCUAUUCCUUCUUCUGAGCCUCUGGCAAGGGAUAACAGGUUUUUCUUGCAUCUUUUUCUUGUUGUUGUUACCGUUUACGCUCACUGACGUUUCCACAUUUUUAGUAGCUUUAGCCCCCAGACCAGAAUAUAUGGAAGAAAAAAUAUGAAACAGUUUGAUAAAUUCUUGAUGUGAAUCUUAGAAAAAAGUUUAUAUUUUUAUAUACAAUAAAAAUAUAUGUUUAUAGAUAUAUAUGAUUAGACUGUAGAAGUUGUACCAUCUUGGAAAAGGAGGUGCUAGUAAGAGGAGGGUGGAUUAGAUAGGACUAGCUGGAGGCAUAGAGCUUAUGGAGAAAGUGCAUAUGAACUUGAUUGAAAUGUCCUCAUGAAGCCCAACUCCACAUGCAAUGAAUAGAUGCCAACAAAAUUUAAAUUCUACAUUUUAAAAAGAAAGACAAUGAGAGAUUUUUGUCAAC